UCAUCCACUGCUAGCGCUUUGUCUGCUCCGCUCCGGUGUUUUUUUCUAAAAGAAAUAGAAUAGUUUUCUUCUGAAUUUUUAAUUUCCAAAUAGUAUAUAUUAUUUAAAAAGAUGGCAUUAGCUGAAAUUUGUGGUUUAGCAGAUGCUCCUUACAUGAAAAUGAGCACUUACUCACCAACUGAUUUGCAUAGUGAAUUGUCCCAAUAUACAUGCAACUUGGAAAACCCUUACUCAUUGGCAGCUCCACCAUUUGAGAACCCAUGUGAAAAUCUACGUAAAAUAGCUGCUCAUGGUGAAAAGUCUGGCAUUAAAAUUGAUUUUGACCACGGUACCACGACAUUGGGAUUCAAGUAUCAAGGAGGUGUCAUUUUGGCCGUCGAUUCUCGCGCCACCGGUGGUCAAUUCAUCGGAUCACAAACUAUGAAGAAAAUUGUAGAAAUCAAUCAAUAUCUUCUGGGUACACUCGCUGGCGGAGCUGCCGAUUGUGUCUACUGGGAUCGUGUUUUGGCCAAGGAAUGUCGUCUGCAUGAGCUACGCAAUAAGGAACGUAUCUCAGUUGCGGCAGCUAGCAAAAUCAUGGCCAAUAUCGCCCACGAAUACAAAGGAAUGGGCCUGAGUAUGGGAAUGAUGAUGGCGGGUUAUGAUAAACGUGGUCCUGGAUUGUAUUAUGUGGACUCGGAAGGUUCACGUACACCGGGCAAUGUGUUUUCCGUUGGAAGUGGUUCGAUUUAUGCUUUCGGUGUCUUGGACUCGGGAUACAAAUGGGAUUUGACGGAUGAAGCGGCACAAGAAUUGGGUCGACGUGCCAUUUACCAUGCCACUUUUAGGGAUGCUUAUUCUGGAGGCAUAGUGAGAGUUUACCACAUGACACCUAAUGGCUGGAUAAACAUCUCAAAUACUGACUGCAUGGAAUUGCACUACAAGUAUGAGGCAGAGAAGGCUGCUGCUAAAGCUUAGAUUGAUAAGAAAUUUUUGAAGAUUUUUUUUAUCAAAAUUAUUUUUAUUUGUAUUCUGUAUCCUGGUUGAGAGAAAAAAAACAAUUUCAUAUAAUAAAGAACUGUGUUUUGUAA
Molecule: messenger RNA, 1070 nt
Organism: Episyrphus balteatus (marmalade hoverfly)
Lineage: Eukaryota; Metazoa; Arthropoda; Insecta; Diptera; Syrphidae
Gene: Prosbeta5
Product: proteasome subunit beta type-5
Exons: 3
Coding region: 112-957 (281 amino acids)
Cellular component (GO): proteasome core complex
Molecular function (GO): threonine-type endopeptidase activity
Source: RefSeq, a predicted model, not a curated record